CGGACCACGUCCUCGUCUCCUCCAUUUCCCCAUACCAUGCCGCGGCACUGGCGGGCACCCUUAUCGCUCCUUCUCUCUGCUUUCCUUCCGCUAUGUACGCUUGCCGCUAAUUUGUUCGAAAACACCGCUAUCGUGCGCACGGUCGAGCUCGGAGGCGCGCUCGUGCACGUCACGACCACGUAUGCGGUCAAAGCGCUCGAGGACGGUUCAAGUGUGUACACUAUCGCACUUGGGGAGCGGGAGCACGCGCAUACAGCCUGGCUGGAGGCGAAGUUGAAAGGCCAGACGGAGCGACUGCCGUUGGAGGAUUUUGGAUAUCAUCGGGAUAGCGGGUUCUACUUGUACACCAUCGAGCUGCCCAAGGCUCUGAAUGUAAACCAGACGUCCAACCUUGUCAUUGAGACUGUUCAGACGCACGCAACGUACCCCUGGCCGGAGGAAGCGGCACAAAAGGACCCUCAGUCCCUGAAGUACCACUCUGAGCUUCUGGUCCUGAGUCCCUACAAGACCGCUGUUCAGCGGACGAAGAUCAGGUCACCAAGCCCUCAAGUGCACUCGUACACUACUCCCGAGGACGUCGAGUUCACGACCGACGCGGUGGUCACGAAGGCUGGCGCGACUAUUACCUAUGGCCCUUUCUACGACAUCCCCCCUUCAGCCAUCCAGGACUUCGUCGACAAGAAACAGAAGGAACUUGUGAUUCACUAUGCGUUCGACUACCCUGUCCUGGAGAUCACCGAGCUUCGGCGUACGGCCGAGAUCAGCCAUUGGGGAGCGAAUCUCAACAUCCAGGACAACAUCAAUCUGCACAAUGCUGGUCCUCGUCUGAAGGGGCACUUCUCCCGACUCGAGCACCAGUCUCAGGCUUACUUUGGCAAAGCAGCGCCUCACGUUCUCCCUUCUCUCCAGCUCCAUCUCCCCGCAGGUAUUCACGAUGUGUACUACUAUGACCUAGUCGGAAAUGUGUCUACCUCCCAUCUGCGUACGACACCCUCCACCCCGAAGGGGACCGAGGCCAACCGCUUCAGCUUCCUCGAGUUGCGUCCCCGCUACCCCCUUUUGGGUGGCUGGAACUACAGCUUCACGUUGGGCUGGGACUCCUCGCUAUCGGACUACGCCGGUUUCGACAGCAAGACAGGCAAAUAUGUGGUUGGCGUGCCUAUCAUGACGGUCAUUCCUAGUGUGGUCGUUGACGAUGCGGAGGUUGCGAUCAUCCUGCCAGAGGGUGCAACUGAUAUUGACUACUACGCGCCGUACCCUGCCUUAUCCGAGAGCAUCUCGACGCAUAUCACUUACCUAGACACCAUCGGUCGCCCGAAGGUGACCCUGAAAUACCAGCAGCUCACCGAUAAGCACGGGGGUGUCAUUUACGUCACCUACAAGGUGCCGUUCACUGCGCACCUGCGCAAGCCGGUGGCUGUUGCGACGGCUUUCAUAGGUUUCUUUGCGCUCGCCUUCGCUGUGAAGCGUGUAGACAUUCGCCUCCGGAGGAAGUAAUUGUAUGCUAUAGCUGCUUUCUCUCAAUAUAACUGAAAUCAUCGC
This is a messenger RNA of Dichomitus squalens LYAD-421 SS1, 1542 nucleotides long. Its product is annotated as oligosaccharyl transferase alpha subunit. The record is from RefSeq and is a predicted model, not a curated record. Gene Ontology annotation, cellular component: oligosaccharyltransferase complex; membrane. The transcript has 6 exons. NCBI's taxonomy places the organism in Eukaryota, Fungi, Basidiomycota, Agaricomycetes, Polyporales, Polyporaceae. The coding region runs from base 37 to 1497 and encodes 486 amino acids.